Messenger RNA from Carassius carassius (crucian carp), 2000 nucleotides. RefSeq lists its product as uncharacterized. NCBI's taxonomy places the organism in Eukaryota, Metazoa, Chordata, Actinopteri, Cypriniformes, Cyprinidae. The record is from RefSeq and is a predicted model, not a curated record. Bases 20 to 1627 code for a protein of 535 amino acids. The transcript has 6 exons.
UCAAGAGCUUUUUAGUGAAAUGAUGAAGAAAAUGUCACUGAAAUUAGUUUUGUUCUGUUUGUGUUUAUGGCGUCUGGAUGGAGGGUUUGUUGCUCAAGGACUGAGGCUAAUUUCAGGAAAUGAAGGAGACUCAGUCACUCUAUUCUCUAAUCUUGCUGAAAUGAAGGACAAUGAUGUGAUUCAGUGGAUGUUUAGGUCUGGAAAAGAACACAUUUUAAUAGCUGAAAUCAAUGUAAGAGCCGACAGCAUUACUGUUUAUGAUGAUGUUCUUGAUGGGAGAUUCAGAAACAGACUGAAGCUGGACAAUCAAACUGGAUCUCUGACCAUCACAAACAUCACAACUGAACAUGCUGGACAGUAUGAACUACUGACCAACAAUGUGAGAAAUAGAUUCAGUCUCACUGUCUAUGAUGAAAUAUUAAUGAAGGAGGGAGAUUCAGUCACUAUAAACUCUGAUCUUACUGAAAUAAUGGACGACGAGAUUCGGUGGAGGUUUAGAAGUGAAAACACUUUACUAGCUGAAAUCAAUAAACAGACCAACAGCAUGACUGUAUAUGAUGAUGUUCUUGAUGGGAGAUUCAGAGACAGACUGAAGCUGGAUGAUCAAACUGGAUCUCUGACCAUCACAAACAUCACAACUCAACAUGCUGGAGCUUAUGAACUACAGAUCAAAAAUGAGAAAAAGAGGUUCCUUCUCGCUGUCUAUGAUGAAAUAUUAAUGAAGGAGGGAGAUUCAGUCACUCUGAACUCUGAUCUUACUGAAAUGAAGGAUGAUGAUCAGAUUCAGUGGAGGUUUGGAAAUGAAAACACUUUACUAGCUGAAAUCAAUAAACAGACCAACAGCAUGACUGUAUAUGAUGAUGUUCCUGAUGAGAGAUUCAGAGACAGACUGAAGCUGAACAAUCAAACUGGAUCUCUGACCAUCACAAACACAACAACUCAACAUACUGGUGCUUAUCAACUAGAUCUCAAUCAUGAGAAAAAGAGUUUCCUUCUCGCUGUCUAUGAUGAAAUAUUAAUGAAGGAGGGAGAUUCAAUCACUAUAAACUCUGGUCUUACUGAAAUAAUGGACGACGAGAUUCAGUGGAGGUUUAGAAGUGAAAACACUUUAAUAGCUGAAAUCAAUAAACGGGUCGGCAACAUGACUGUAUAUGAUGAUGUUCUUGAUGGGAGAUUCAGAAACAGACUGAAGCUGAACAAUCAAACUGGAUCUCUGACCAUCACAAACAUCACAACUGAACAUACUGGAGUUUAUCAACUAGAUCUCAGUAAUGAGAUAAAGAGUUUCCUUCUCGCUGUCUAUGAUGAAACAUCAGUGAAGGAGGGAGAUACACUCACUCUCAACUCUGGUCGUACUGAAAUAACAACGGAUGAAAAGUUUUUGUGGUUGUAUAUGAAUGAAAUUGCUUUAAUAGCUAGAACCAACCAAUGGGACGACAAUAUCACUGUGUACGAUGAUGUUCUUGAUGGGAGAUUCAGAGACAGACUGAAGCUGGACGAUCAAACUGGAUCUCUGACCAUCACAAACAUCACAACUCAACAUGCUGGACGUUAUUUACUCAUGAUAGAGAGAAGACCGAUAAUUCAGUUAUUAAAAGCUCUCAGUGUUUCUGUCUAUGGAGAGUAGAGAGCAGAUUCAAAAGAGCUGAACAAGAGCAAGCACAUAUUCACACAUCAGAAACAUAAAGGAUGAUGUUAUUUCUUUUAUUCUUUAUAUUUAUCCUCUGAUAUUGAUGUGGUUAAUUUUCAAAUGCUCAGAUAUGAUCAAGUAUGAAAUGCAAGUAUUUGUCAUGGUCAAUACUGAAGAUUACCAAAGAUGCUCGCAUUCAGUAAUUUUUCAUAUUUUAUUUCAAAUAUUCCUCUCUUGCAUUGUUAUUAUUGUACACAUUCAGAUUGAAGGCUUUGUCUAUAUAUCUGUCAGAUUAGACACAGAUCUCACUUUUCUGUCCAUUUGUCAUCUGUAUUUGCUUGCCUUUAUCAAUAAAGUGUUCUCGCUCUGA